Chenopodium quinoa (quinoa) is the source of this 2067-nucleotide messenger RNA. RefSeq lists its product as uncharacterized. The transcript has 6 exons. Lineage: Eukaryota; Viridiplantae; Streptophyta; Magnoliopsida; Caryophyllales; Amaranthaceae. The record is from RefSeq and is a predicted model, not a curated record. Bases 1165 to 2052 code for a protein of 295 amino acids.
CACAUUUGGGUGUCUACAAUGCAUUUGUUUGAUUCUCUGAGCUUCCACAUGAUCUUAUAAAGCUGAUUUUGAAGUAUAUGCAUUUGUUUGAUCUCUGGUAUUUUCAAGAUAAAGCUGCUGGUAUCCCCUCCUUUCGUCGUUCCUAUUUUCUUUUUAAGCUUAAAUGAAUUAUUGGGUUUUAUAUAUGAAAUUUUAAUUUGAUUCUACUUUGGAUGAUUGAAAGAGGCUACUCGAGCAGAAAUUAAUCUUAGGUAGCAGCGAGCUGCUGAUUCUUCCAAUAGAACGUCAACAGAAAGGCCCCCAAAAGUCGAAGGUGGUUCCAAUGGGCUUCCUUAUGAAGUUUCUUCUCAACAAGACCAAGUUCGUCCUCUCCUUAGCUUGCUUGAAUGGGAACCUCCUUCUCGGUAUUUCUCCGGUUAGUUAGAUUUGUGCCAGUUUGCAGGCAUGGCGAGACAUGAAAGCAUACUUCCUUUGUUGCAUGCAUCUAAUGAUAAGAAGGCAAAUGGUGAACUCGAUUUCUUGAUGGCAGAAUUCGCAGUUCCUUUCAGACAUGGAGAGCGUAUGGAUUUCAGUUAUUUUAUAUCCUAGAAAUAUACUGGAGAUAAAGCUGAAAUCAAGGUACUGCAUGAUUCGGCGGUGCACACAUUCAACAUUAAACUUGGUACUCACAGAAGGCUCAUUCCUGCACAUAGCAAGGGUAGACCUCAUUCAAUUCGUAUUAUAUAGCUGCAGGAUUUGUAUUUACGGCUGUCUCAGUUUCAUAUCUCCGUUUUGAGGAAAACUAAAGUAAACACCAAAGCUCACAACCAUGGCAAAAUCCAUUGUUGCAUCAGCUGUCCAGUGGAUUGGCUCUAUAUUGAUUCAAGAGGCCAAUAUAUUAUUCAAUGUUGCAGAUCAAGUACGGGGCCUGAUGCAGCAAUAGCUUUGGCCUAAGAAGAAUCAAUGAAGCAGAAGGUUUGGACUAAGAAGAUCAUUGAAAAGUUAAAUAGCUUUGGACUAAGAAGAAUCAAUGAAGCAGAAGGUUUUUAGUUUAAAUUAUUUAGUCAAUAAUAAAUGUUUUUUUUUUUUUUUUGCACAUUGUAUAAAUAUGAAGUACUAUUUUUAUCUCAAUUAAUUAAUAAAAUAAUUGUGCUAUAAUUUUAUUAAUUGUAACGGGAUUAUUUGAUGGGUUUGACAAGUCAAGUCAUUAAUUUAUUUAACCUCGAAUUUGAUGGGUUUGACAUGCCUAUUGGAAAGUGGGAAUCUGCUUAUGGGAAGCAAAUUGGUAAUUGUGCUCAAAGAGUUAACAUUAAUGUGAAGGGUAAUCCGAAGUAUGAUAAAGUUCAAAAGCAAAACUUGUGGGAGGAGAGUAAGCGGAAGUUCCACAUUGAUGAUCCCAAGGGUAGUAAAGAGAAGAAGUUCCACGAAGCUGUUGGUGCUAGAUUUAGGAAGCACAAGUCUUGGUUAGUUUCACGAUUCAUUACUAAGGAAACUGCACCUCCGCCUGACUCACCAAGUGCAAACAUUAAGCCCUGGGAGCUUUAUGAAGGUUACAUCACAGAAGAGCAAUGGAAAGAGUUUGAGACAUAUUGCAAUACAGAUGAAUUUAAGGCUCUGAGUGAAAAAGGCAAGGAAAAUGCAAAGAAUAAUAAGCAUCGCCACCAUCUAGGCUCCAAGAGUUAUGAGAGGGCUCGAGUUAAUUGGAGUAAGACCAAUAGAAUUCUAGCAGAAUCUUCAACCUCAAGCACCACAGAGUCCACGACAAGCUGUGUAAUGAGUGAAAAGCUUAAAAACCGGUCUCUUUAUUGGAUUUUGGCCCGUCAAACUCGUAAUGCAGAUGGAUCGUGGGCUACAGACCCGAAGAAUGCCGAAACCCAGCAAAUACCCAAUGCUAUUUUGGAAAACUUGCAAAAGAAUGGUGAAGGAAACAAUUCAAGUGAUGGUAUUGGUAUGGAUGCCCUCGACAAGGCUUUAGGAAAAAGAGAUCACCGCGGGCAUGUAAAAGCACUAGGAAGGUGUGGGGUUGGAGUUAGUCACACACAAGUAUUUGGGAAGGGAUACAAAAAGGGAUAAAUCAUCCGGCCAAGG